AUGGUGCUCACCACCGCCUGCUGUCUCGUGGCCAUCGGCGGCUCCGAGAACUUCUAUAGCGUGUUCGAGGGGGAGCUGUUCGGGAGCAUCCCGGUGGUUCACGCCUCCAUCGCCGGCUGCCGCAUCAUCGGCCGCAUGUGUGUGGGGAACAGGCAUGGGCUGCUAGUCCCAAGCAGUACAACUGACCAGGAGCUUCAGCACAUCCGCAAUGUCACGACUUGCAAUGACUAUGUAGCUCUUGUUCAUCCAGAUCUUGACAGGGAGACAGAAGAGAUCUUGGCAGAUGUACUAAAAGUGGAGGUUUUCAGACAAACGGUAGCAGAUCAGGUGCUGGUAGGAAGUUACUGUGUUUUUAGUAACCAAGGAGGAAUUGUGCAUCCCAAAACUUCAAUUGAUGAUCAGGAUGAACUCUCUUCAUUGCUUCAGGUCCCACUCGUGGCGGGAACAGUGAAUCGUGGCAGUGAGGUCAUUGCAGCUGGAAUGGUGGUAAAUGACUGGUGUGCCUUUUGCGGGCUGGAUACAACCAGUACUGAACUCUCCGUUAUUGAGAGUGUCUUCAGACUGAACGAAGCUCAGCCAAGUUCCAUUGCUACAAACAUGAGGGACUCUCUGAUUGACAGCUUGACAUGAGAAGUGUUGGUUCCCACCUUCCAGGGAGCUCCUAAGGAGUGAAGUGGGAGGCUGCGCUGUGGAAUACAGAUCUCUAGAUUUUCUGCUACAGGCUUAGCACAAGGAAGAGGC
Messenger RNA from Tinamus guttatus (white-throated tinamou), 741 nucleotides. Lineage: Eukaryota; Metazoa; Chordata; Aves; Tinamiformes; Tinamidae. The record is from RefSeq and is a predicted model, not a curated record.